This is a messenger RNA of Medioppia subpectinata, 746 nucleotides long. Lineage: Eukaryota; Metazoa; Arthropoda; Arachnida; Sarcoptiformes; Oppiidae. The record is from the annotation of a GenBank genome assembly.
AUUAAGCCAUUGAACGCAUGGCCUCUAUAUAUGUGUCGUUCCUAUAAUACAUGGUUUGUAAACAAACGCUAUCUAAAGGCAAACACGUGUUAAUUGUUUUGUGGCGUUAAUUGUCAUCAAUGGAUCAGUUGAGUGAUAAAGACAUUGUCGACGAGACACCUGUCGUACAGCAGGAUAUGGCCGGAGAAGAGGUUAACGAAGAAAUGAAAGAAGAGGCCGAAGAAAAGGCCGAAACAGACAAUGAAUUGAGUGAUAAUGUGUUGCCGAGUGAUGAAGACGUGAAGACAACUAAAAGUGGUAAAAAAGUGGUGAAAAUCAGUGACAAUAAAGCGAACAAAAGAGGAAUUCUGUACUUAAGUUAUAUACCAAUUGGUCUUAAUGUCAAUAAAAUCCGCCAAUUAUUGUCUGAAUUCGGAGAAGUGGACCGAAUAUUCCUCCAGAAGGAGAGGACGCCUAACGUUGUCAGCGGUUCCGCGAAGAGAGCCCUCAGGAAGAAGUCCUAUAAUUGCCGUUACGUCGAGGGAUGGGUUGAGUUCCGGAAGAAACGUGUGGCCAAAUCGGUGUCCAAUCUUUUGAAUGGCAAACAAAUCGGUGGUAAACGGAAGAGUAAAUUCUAUGACCAGAUGUGGAGUUUGAAAUAUUUGCAUAAGUUCAAAUGGAGUCAUUUAGCGGAACAGUUGUCUUACGAGAAGGCUUUGACUCAACAGAAGCUCAGGUUUGAGAUCUCGAGGGCGAAGAAAGAGACC